Molecule: messenger RNA, 1017 nt
Organism: Pseudovirgaria hyperparasitica
Lineage: Eukaryota; Fungi; Ascomycota; Dothideomycetes; Acrospermales; Acrospermaceae
Exons: 2
Coding region: 380-706 (108 amino acids)
Source: RefSeq, a predicted model, not a curated record
GACAUCUUUCUUAUUAGUGCCAACAUGAUCGAGAUCUCAUCGGAGUAUCGAGCACAUGUUUUGCGACAUCCAUCAUUAAUUACCCGUCCCACAAACUCCACUCCGGCUCUAGUCGCCGAACUUCAGACCCACUCGCCGAACCUCAGAUCCACUCCCGGCAAAACUGGUCAUCACUAUCCAAAGGCAUUAGAUAUGGCGCUACACAGAAUCAUAUACAUCUCAUGUAAGACAGCAAAUCUGCUCCUGUCGCUCUACUUUUUUAUACAGCUCCUCAACCGGCAGUACUUACAAACCAGAAAAGCUCACCUCGACCCAGCAUUGCCCUGCACGUUAACGUUCCAUAUCGCAUACACGAUAGAUCCUGACUUUCUCCUCCAAGAUGUCCGAGAACCACGCUCUUCCCCUAUACUACAACCCGGACGAAACCAGCUCGGCUCCAAGAUCUAGCAGUUUCUUUGCAUCUCUGAACACCAAACUUCGCGCCUUCUACCGCUCCCUUGUCAACAUCGGCCCCUGGUACCUUGGCCUCUCUGUCAGCAGCUUGACUGUCAUCCUCUUGAUCAUUCUGGCUGUCUGUGGUGUCUUUACCAUAAACAUUCCCAAGCUUGCCUUCGGACCUGUGCGCCAGCGUGCUAUUCGUGAGAUAUCUAGACGUAUCAUGGGAGAUAUGCUUUGGAAUAGUAUUAACCUCCUCCGUAGGGUCUGAUGGAUAUGUCGCAAUGAGGAAUAUGACUGAGUUGAGUGUUGAUUUGACCGGACCGGGCUAUGGGGAGAUCGGUGCGCGUGAUUUGACGGUCCCGGAAUUCUCUCUCGUAGAUGUGGCUCAGUCGGCUUGGGGUUGGUCUCUGGUCAUCUUCGUGGUGGUGAUCUCGGCCUCUAUGAUAAGAAUGAUUUCUGGUUGGCUGGUGGGUAUGCUUCUCCAUAAGUCGUUAUUGAGAGAACAGGGAAGGAUUAGAAGACUCUGAUGACAUAUGAUUUCAAUACUAUGUUAGUGGUCACGCCAUACAUGAACAGGAG